Molecule: messenger RNA, 1659 nt
Organism: Penicillium longicatenatum
Lineage: Eukaryota; Fungi; Ascomycota; Eurotiomycetes; Eurotiales; Aspergillaceae
Product: Zn(II)2Cys6 transcription factor
Exons: 1
Coding region: 1-1659 (552 amino acids)
Biological process (GO): positive regulation of transcription by RNA polymerase II
Cellular component (GO): nucleus
Molecular function (GO): transcription cis-regulatory region binding; DNA-binding transcription factor activity, RNA polymerase II-specific; zinc ion binding
Source: RefSeq, a predicted model, not a curated record
AUGCCGCGCAGAAAAGCCGCCGACCGUACGGGACCGGUGAAAACCCGGUCUCGUAGCGGCUGUCGAGAAUGCCGAGCUAGUCGAGUGAGAUGUGAUACAAAAAAACCCGUUUGCACGCGGUGCUGGCAGAAAGGACUGCCAUGCUCUACCAACCUGGAGCUCAAGUGGGAGUCCGAGUUUGCCAGUCGCGGCGUGGCUUUCGGGCGUGCGGGAGUCUGGAAUAAAACCCGACCAGACGGCACACAACUUUCUCCAGAGUCUUCGGAUGAGACGCGCCAGUGGUGCCUAGUACCACAAAUACAGCCAUGGGGAUUCGUCAACAGCGGAGUAGGCACAUUCGAGAAUCCCUAUGAGGUGGAUGUAGUCUCGAAUGAACAGCAUGAUGUUUCCUUGGCUUAUCGCACUGUGCCGAGAAACGCCCUGAUCUUUCCAGCGCUUGAUGCCCGUCCCUCACCAGCCAUAUCACUGUUCCCGCAGGCGACGCAUCUUGGUCAUGCGGAGCUUCUUGACUACUACCUCCAGCAGGUGUGCCCUCGUACGAGUGCCAGUACGACCAUGUCAUCUCCAUUUGCCUCUGUGAUCCUGCCUUUCAGCCUAUCUGCAUCGCCGACACUAUUCAAAGCUAUUCAAGCGCUAGGUGCAUGCCACUUGUCUCGAGCUAACCCCUCAUACGCUCCUCUUGGCCUUCGCUUGAAGUCUGAAACAUUGAGGGAUCUUCGACGCCGGCUUUCCAAUGAAGGGUCCCUGACAUGCUCUGCGGACCCCGAAGUGCUAGUGAUCAUGAUGAUGCUGUGUCUCUACGAGAUUGCCGACAAAUGUGACCAACAAUGGACCAUCCAUCUCAAGGGCGCCAAAGAUUUAAUUCGACUGAGAAGGCAACGGGCUCUCACACCUCCGCAAACACCGGAUGCGUCCCACCCAGUCUCUGCCUUUGCUGAGCAUUUCUUUGCUUUCCAAGAUGUCAUGGGCCGAACUGCUUGUGCCAAAGAAGUGUUGUUUGGAAACGACUACUGGAGAGCGGAUGAUCGCAAUAUCGAUCUGUGGAUGGGAUGCAGUCCCGAGCUCGUUUCUGUUCUUACCAUCAUUACCGAUAUGAGCCGUGAUCGCCGACAGCUGAAUUCUGAUGUCGAUCGAGAUAUUUUCAACCAACGUGCAGCGUCCAUUGAAAACCAACUUGAGAAUUUGAUACAGGAAGUUGGAGACGGGGACGGGGAUGAUGAUGCCCUCGCAUCCGCUGCGGAGGCCAAGCGGCUAGCCGCCCUGCUUUACUUGCACUGUGGGUUGUAUGGAGCCAGUCCCAAGACACCACUGGUAGCGGACUAUGUGCAUCGGAUUCUUCAGUUGCUAUCGGAACAGUUAGAUCGUGGUCCUUUGGUCAGUGUGACAUGGCCUCUCUUUGUUGCAGCCGUUGAGCUCGAUCCAUCGCACGAUGAGCUUUGGUUUGCCCCCAAUAACCCUAUGUCUGGCCGGUCGAUUAUACUACGAGCCCUGGCCGCCAUGGGUAAAUCGACGAUAUCUAAUAUCGCUCGCACAAGAGCGGUGAUCACUCAAGUUUGGCAAGCUCGCGACCAGGAUUUGCUCAAAGCACCACAGAUGAACGGGCUCAAUGACUGGGAGUGGUAUGUCGUCCCCGUAAGCGAUUCUAUGAGCCUGGCAUGA